AAUUCAGGGCGUGGGUGGCAAUUCCGCAAUAAGCUUCAUUUUAAGGGCAACGAGCUCCAAAAAUUCGCUAGACGCCUCCCGGGAUCCGGAAGCGCCCCCCCCCCCCCCUCCGAUCACCGGCGCCGGCAACCCCGAGCUCCGACGCCGCCUCCCACCGAAGCCGAAGCCGAAAUGGAUACAACAAGCCCUGCAGCAUUCGUCAAUGGAGAAAUUCUGAAGAUGUUUGUGGGACGAAGAGUGCGCACGGUGGUCCAAGCCCAACGUGAAGAAGGUGGAUUGCUUAUUGGGCAGUCCACCGAUGGUCAUCAGCUAACCAUCAAAGGAGCCUCUGGUGCCCCUAUGUCACGCUAUCUGGAGAUUAUUGGGAUCGCUGAACCCAACCAGACCAUCCGUGCUGAAGUUUGCACAGAUUUUGGUGAAAACUUUGAUCCUGCACCAUUCAAUGGACUGUGCAAGCUUGCGAAUGGCCAGAUGAAGCAUUUGUUCCUGUAGAGGUCAGGAUCACAUACAAGACAUUUGUCCAACUAAGCAUGUUGGGCUUUCAUGAUCUCUCUAUCUUUAAGAUCCGAACUGUUUUGUCAGUCACCUCAGUAAUCUGUUACUUAUUGGGUGGCUUAGUAAGGCAUUAACCUAAGCUAUCUAGUAUUCUAGUGUCAUGAUCAUGAGGAAAAGCGUGUGCUUCUGUUGCUGAAGAGCUUAUUGUGUUUGCUCCUUCUAAGCAAAGCAAACCGGAGCUUUGGGUUGCAUUGUUACUGUCGCUUGCAUUUGGAUCCUUGAUAGCAGUAUUCCUUGUUAUGCUCUCCCAUGCAACUUGAUCAAGUGAGCAUGCUUUCUGAUGAAUUCCAACAUGGCAAUCUGAAGUUUUGAACUAACUGCAAGCUUAUUGUCCUGAUGGAACAUAUCACUUUGAUCCUAUGGUAGUUUUCUGCCAGAUCUGUGAUCGCUGUAGGGAAUUUGGCAGAGUCUGGGUUUAGGGUUGUUUUGACUUCUGAUGCAGUAGGAGUUCAUUGCAACCGUCUGUAACACCCACGCAUAUCAGAAUUGUCCGUUGCACAUUGUGAAUCCACGAUUCAUUCGGCUUUCCAUUUGUAAAGCGUUUUUGGUGACUGUU
Molecule: messenger RNA, 1111 nt
Organism: Oryza brachyantha (malo sina)
Lineage: Eukaryota; Viridiplantae; Streptophyta; Magnoliopsida; Poales; Poaceae
Product: replication protein A 14 kDa subunit
Exons: 3
Coding region: 172-492 (106 amino acids)
Biological process (GO): DNA repair; DNA replication; DNA recombination
Cellular component (GO): nucleus
Molecular function (GO): DNA binding
Source: RefSeq, a predicted model, not a curated record